AUGUGUGAUAUCAAGGAGUUUAGUGUCGACAUCGCACGCGAAGAGGUUGAGCGCUUGCGGAGUAAACUCGAAGACUUUAGACUCUCGAGUUGUCCUGAGUCCCGUGAUGCUGACCGGAAUUAUGGGGAUGAGUACUCAACGGCGGCAAACCUCCAAAGUCGUUGGAUCAAUGACUUUGACUGGUACGAGGCUCAAAACGAAAUGAAUGAGGUGCCGCAUUACUUGGCAACGAUUGAAGAUCUUACAAUCCACUUCGUCCACGUUCGAUCGCAGAAUCCAGAGGCGAUUCCCCUGCUUGCUAUCCAUGGCUGGCCUGGGACGUUCUGGGAAUACAGUAGAGUGUGGCGUCCGUUAUCUGAUCGCAACAACCUCAACGAUCCAUCCUUUCACGUCGUGGUACCAAGCAUGCCAGGUUUCUGUUGGUCAUCUUCCCCAAAGCAGGGUCACUGGAAGCUUCAAGACAACGCACGCGUUUUUGACACGCUCAUGAAGAGCCUUGGAUACAAGGAGUACAUGGUUCAGUGCGGCGAUUUGGUCCAUGCUGUGGGCCGUGAGCUUGGUGCAAAGUAUACCGACUCCUGCAAGCUUCUUCACUGCAACUAUGCUCUCAUUCCUCUGCCAGAUGAUAUCCAACUCACUGAAGGCGAGAAGAAAGCUUUCCGCAAACGUGAGGACUGGGCACAGCGCCAUGGGGGAUUUGACGUCACCGGGAGAACCAAACCUCAUACAAUUGGCCUGGGGUUACAAGAUAAUCCUAUGGGAAUACUCAUGUGGGUUCUUGAAAAAUACCAGGUCGUCUGUCACUCAGAGCCCUGGGACAAUUCCUUGUGGACCAAGGCCAUUCUGACCACCGCGUCUCUGUACUUUUUCACCGGAUGUAUCAUGUCCUCGAUCAUGCCAUGCUACGAUCCUCCGACUUACGAAAAGUUCUCGGAUCAUCCGACAGACGAAGACAACCGAAUCAAAGUGCCAUUUGGGUUCACCUCCUUUUCCUGGGAUGCGGAUGAAGCCUCCAAAAGAGCAGUGAAGCAAUCAGUCGAGCAGAAUGGGAACCUGGUCUUUUACAGAGAACGCAAUGACGCAGGUCAUCUUGCUGCUCUACAGCAACCAGACGGAUUGGUGGGGGACAUACGAGACUUCGCUAAAGAGGUAUGGGGGAAGCAGCCGAAAGAUGAAAGUCCCAGUACCUCCGGAGGGUUGAAACUCUCGUUCAAUCCAAUUGACUCACGAGUUCGGCAUGAGUAUCGUACUUGA
Molecule: messenger RNA, 1254 nt
Organism: Colletotrichum scovillei
Lineage: Eukaryota; Fungi; Ascomycota; Sordariomycetes; Glomerellales; Glomerellaceae
Product: epoxide hydrolase
Exons: 4
Coding region: 1-1254 (417 amino acids)
Biological process (GO): epoxide metabolic process
Molecular function (GO): epoxide hydrolase activity
Source: RefSeq, a predicted model, not a curated record